This is a messenger RNA of Hydra vulgaris (swiftwater hydra), 5482 nucleotides long. RefSeq names its product dynamin-binding protein. Gene Ontology annotation, molecular function: guanyl-nucleotide exchange factor activity; protein binding. Gene Ontology annotation, biological process: intracellular signal transduction. Gene Ontology annotation, cellular component: cytoplasm. NCBI's taxonomy places the organism in Eukaryota, Metazoa, Cnidaria, Hydrozoa, Anthoathecata, Hydridae. The record is from RefSeq and is a predicted model, not a curated record.
AGCAUAUUCUGUCAUUCUAAUUACUAUGAUCGAAGUUCGUUUUUAAAUCGAAUUUUAGGAUAUAAAAGUUAGCGUUUCCCGGAGUAUGAGUCAACGCAAUUAACUCUUGUUUUACUAAAAAAAGUAAAAUGACUUGUUUUCACGUUUUAAUUACAAAAAAGUUCGUCUUAAGAUAUAAUGUUAGUAUAACUGUGGGUUAAAUGGAAUUUUAAUUAAAAAAAUACAGGUAUCAAUAAUAAUGGAAUGGACUAAUUAUGGCUUUGGGUGUAUGUAAAGCAUUAUUUGACUUUGUUGCUGAAAGAGAAAGUGAUUUGUCUUUACAUAUAGGAGAUAUUGUUUUUGUAUCAAAAAAGAUUAAUAAUGAUUGGUAUGAAGGUUUUUCCAAUAAUAAAUAUGGUCAUUUUCCAUCUUGUUAUGUUGAAAUGAUAUUUAACUCAACUCCUGAAAAAGUCGGAGUUGUUAUAAGCAAUUUUAAAGGGGAUCAAAAAGACCAUCUUCCUCUUACUAAAGGUGAUGUUAUUGGAAUAACAGGUGUUAUUGAUGAAAACUGGAGUUCGGGAUAUUCAAAUUCUGAAAAAGGAAUUUUUCCUACAAAUUUUCUUAAAGAAUUAACUAUACCAAAUAGUGCGAUUUUACCUCAAACAGAUUUUAUAAACAACAAAAUUUCAGGUUCAAAUGAUAAUCUUGAUGAAUUUGAAAAAAAGAAACUCGAAAGAAGUACAAGUUAUUUAAAAACAAAAAUUAAACCUAAUAUUUUGCCUAAACCAAAGUUAAAAAAGGAAAAGAACUUAAUUCAGAAUGAUUAUCAAUUUGAGUUAACAGAUGAGAAAAUAUUUGACAUAUGUGACAGUGUCAAAAAAGGACCUGUAGUAAAAAGAAAAGCUCCACCACAACCAAUUAUUACGAAUGUCAGUUCUACAACUCCUAAUGAAUCUUCUAUUGUACAAUCUAAUCAGAUUAAUAAAGAAGUUAUAAAUAGGAAGAUGAAUCAACAGAAAUCCCCUAUUAAUAUUAAAAACAGCCCAAGUAUCUAUAGCCAUAGCGAUAUGCAAACAUUACCAAUAAACUCUCUUAAUAAUAACUCUUCAGCAAGUAGAUCUAACUUAAUGACAGUUUCUUUCACAAAAGAAAAACAGUUAGAAUUUUCAAAUGGUUUAUCUGGUUAUGAAAGUGAUUCACAUUUGUUAAAAGAUUCAAAAAAAAAUACUAAUAAAAUAUCCUUUGAUAAAAGUGUUUGCGCUUAUUCACAAUGGAGAUCACCUAAUGAAAAACAAGAUGAUCAGUGUUUUGUGCAAACAAUAAAUUCUACUGAAAAGUUAAAUGCAAACAUGCAGAGGCAUGAUUUAUAUCAAAUUGAUACAGAAAUUGCACAACUUAAAAGCAAGCUUGAGUUUGAAUCUCAUCAACUUGCUGGUGUGGAAACUUUACUUGGUGUUGUUUCAGAAGAAAACAGAAAAGAUUUAUAUGCAAAGCAGGAACAUCACGAAUCUAUGAUAAAUGAAUUAAAUGAUAGUUUGCAUGCUUUAGAAGAUGAAAAAUCAUAUGUACUGGCAUCAUUUGGUAAAGUAGAAGAUGUAAAAAAUAGAGUUAAUGAAUUAGAAAAACAAAUAGAGCAAUACUUAAAUAACUGUGAACAGCUGCGAUGUAUGCAAGAUUUCUCAGACAUUGAAGAGCUUCCAGAGAUUCGUGAUAACAUCAUUUUUUGUGAAAACAUGGUUGAUACACUGCAAGAUGAACUUAGUGGACUUAGAGACAAACUUGGUGAACUUGAUCAAUUUGAUGGAAAUAGUGAUCCUGAGAAAAUGUUGCAAAAACGAAAGAAAAACUUACGUAAAAUUAUUGAAGAGCUUAUUACUACAGAAGAAAACUUUAUUUGUGAUAUUUCAUUUUUAACAGAUAAAAUAAAAGUAAAACUUGAAAAUGAGGAGGCAGUUAACGUUAAUGUUCUUUUUGGCAAUCUUGAUGAAAUUUUGGUUGUAUCUCAAAAAUUGCUGUUAGCAUUGAAAAAUGCGUGUUGUGAUAUUUCAGACCAAGUCUCAAAUAAAAUAGCCGCUUGCUUUCUGGCUUUAUCAAUGGAAAUGAAAGAAUGUUACGCAACAUAUUGUCAUAACUAUGAUGAUGUUCAAAAUUUGUUGGAAAAGUUUGAAGAAGAACCCGAUAUCCAGCAAAAAAUUUCUAAAGCGUUUUUAUUGGAGGGUAAUAAUUUUGGGUCAAUUAGUCUAUCAUCCAUGCUUAUUAAGCCAGUGCAGAGAGUAUUAAAAUACCCAUUAUUACUAAAUGAAUUGUUAAAGAAUUCUCUUGAUAGCGAAUCAAACUGUGACCUAAAAUUAGCAUUGAACACAAUGAAUGAUGUUGCUACUGCUAUAAAUGAAUUUAAAAGACGCAAGGAUUUAGUUUUAAAGUAUCGUGAGACAGUCCCCGGAAUCAGUAAGAAAGUCCAAAAGUUGAAUUGGCAUUCAGUUGCAAAGAAGUCAUCUCGUAUAAAUCAAAGAAUUACACAAUUUACAGGAUUAAAUUCACAUACAGUUGACCAAAAGUUCAUUUAUGAAGAAAAACGUUUUCGAACUAUUGAAAAAAUGAUUAAAUUAGUGUUGAAAAAUGUAAAUCAGUAUGUGGAAAUAUUCAAGGACAACUCUUUUUCUGAGCUUCAAUGUGCAGAAUCUUUGAGGCAGUUUCACGAUAGUCCUAAUCCGCCUGAUGAAAUUGUUAAGUACUAUGGUCGAAUAUACAUGAUAGCUGAACAAUAUUCAAGUCAAAUGGUUUCAUUCAUUUUGCAACACGUUCAAGAACCGCUUAACCAACUUUUACAGAUGUUUCACGGUCCAUUUCGUUUGAUUCAAAAGAGAAAUGAUAAAUGUCUUGAUUUUGAUAGAGCUGCAAAUAAAGCUGCUAGGGCUAGAGACACUAAGGAGAAAGAUAAAAUAAUGCAGACUCAGGAUGAACUAAAUGUGAUCAAAAAUGUAUACAUAGCACUCAAUACACAACUUCUUGAAGAACUGCCAAUUUUAAGUGAUAAAUGUUCGGUAUUUCUUCAAUACUGUUUAUCAUCUUUUGUUGAAGCUUAUAAUCGAUACUUUAGAAAAUGUUGUGUUCAAAUUAAUGAGGUGGCAAAGUUACCAUUUCUGAGUAAAGACACUGACACUGAUUUUUUUAUGAAAGCAUCAGAACAGCUUUCUAAUUUGAUGUUUACCCCAUCAUUAAAUGGAAAGGAGAACAGUAAAAAACCUUUUCUAUCAACAAACUUUAUGAAUGACCAUGAAGAUGUAAAUCACAACUCUGCAUUAUCAUCUGAUAAUGGUUUUAAUUGCAGUUCAUUCUCUGAUACCUCAACUUUAUAUGAUCCCAUUGAUCAAACAACAAGUCUAAAUUCCUUCUUAUAUGAAACUCAAACAACUGCAUCUGAAUCUAUUGCAGAAAAUACAAUUUGUAUCGUCAAGUAUGACUUUACAGCUGAAUGUGAUGCAGAAAUCACAGUUCAGGAAGGUACCUUAGUAAAUGUUUGUCGUAUGUGCGACAGUAAAGGUAACUCUGAUUGGUGGCUUGUUGAGCAGGGUGGUGUUAAAGGAUACAUACCACACACGUUCCUAAUUACGAAAUCUGCGAACGAAAAGCAUUUAAUAUGCCAAACUCAAUCUGAAAAUUUACGUAAUGAUCAACACGACGAAAAUGCGACUUUUAAAGUUGAAUAUAAUUUUCAAGCUAUAAACCCUGGUGAGUUAACAGUUAAUGAAGGACAAACAGUACGAGUACUUCGUAAACAUGACUCAAAAAGAAAUAAUGAGUGGUGGUUAGUUGAAUAUGAUGGAAAGCAAGGCUUUGUGCCACAAGAUUAUUUAAAAUCAAUAAAUAAACCCUGAAUAUAGAUAAGUUGAAAGAUUUUUGGAGAUUUAGGAUUUAUAUGAUAAACAAAAAGCUUUACUUUUAUAAAUUUUUUAAUGAUUUUAUAAAUCAAUAAAAAUAAUAUUUCAUUUAUGUUGCUAUAGUUAUCGUUGCUACGAUGAUAUUGCUAAUUCGAUUUAGUUCAAGAUAUCAAUAUUGAGUUUUUUUUUUAAAACAAAUUUUUCCAACGGUUUUGACUAUUGAUGACUUUAACUGGCAUUUUUUGUAGAUCACUUUAAAAUUUGAAUUGCAACUUUUUACCAUGAAAUACAUUUUAUAUUAAAGUUUUAUUAAAGUUAAACUACUUUAACUUCCUCACUACAAACCAGGUUCCUACUUAACAUUUAAACACUACAAACCAGGUUCCUACUUAACAUUUAAACACUACAAACCAGGUUCCUACUUAACAUUUAAACAAUACAAACCAGGUUCCUACUUAACAUAUUUAAAAUCACUUAACUUCUAUUCAUUCUUAGUUCUUAUAGCAUUUUAAAAAUCUUAAUAAUAAAAAAAUGUAUCAAUUAACAAUGCAAGCCUUCCGCGUCUUAUUCUCUUAAUUAUUAUUAUCUUUCGCGGGCUUUUUCACUUUUAAUUAUUAUGUAAAUAAAGAAUAUUUAGCGGAGAAGCUGAAAUUCUUUUUGCAUAAGUCGGACUAAAAUUUUAUAAAGAUCAGUUCUCGUAUUAAAUCUGCCGUAUUUUCAACACAUAUAAAAUUUUUAUUUUUACAAAAACACUGGUCUGUAUAAGUUUUCUUUCUCAGCUGCGCACAGAAAAUCCUCAUUAGAUAUCAACUCUUAUUACUUUUUUAUUAUAAUUAUUAUUGUUAACAUUAUUAUAUUAUUUUAAUGCAUUUUUAAUUUAAUAUUUUUUAUUAAUGUUUAUAAUUAUUAUAUUUUUUAAUAUUAAUAUCUUGGCAAUAACAUGCUUCCAUCAUAUUUUCAGCGACAUUUUUUUUUAAAUUAACCAGAGAUACUUAACAAGACAUUGCAUCAACAAUUUUUACAUUCCGUCAACAACACUUAAAAAAUUGGACUACUUAAUUACUAGUCGGGGUCACGCGUCUGUGGAACUUCAUGAUUAAUGACAUAAAAUCUAUAACCACAAUUAAAGCAUUUUUAAAAAUUUGAAACAAUAUUUGUUAAAUCUCACUAAUAAAAACAUUUUUUUUUUUGUAUUUUUAACUCGUUUUGUUACGUUUUUACUAAUAUGUAUGUGUAUGUUUAACUCUUAGAUAUGUAAGAACUAAUUUUAUACUUAAAUAUAUGAUGAGUUUAAACGUGUAAAUAAAGUAAACUAUUUCGUUACCAAAGGAGGUGAUAAGAUGUCUUCUGCUUGCUCCUGUCAGAAUUUAAAGAAUAUAUUUUAUUUUUUAAAAGUACAUUGUAAAAUUAUUCGUUCAUUGAUGAAUUAUAUAUAUACAUAUACAUCUGAAAAUAUUGUUAUUCCUUUUCAUUUAUUUUUAAUUUUAAGUUUUUUUGUUGUUGUUUUUUGUUUAUUUGUUGUUUUCAAGGUUUCUGCUUUAAAUCAUGUUUCUUUACAAAAAUAUAAUAUCUUUACUAUAUUGUGCACAGUAUUUUUUGUGUAAAAUAUGUUAUGAUAGAUU